UAUAGUUCUCUCCCUCAUUUCCACGCUUCCUUGUCUCUCUCACGUUGAAAACGGAAAACGAGGAAUUGUUGUUUGUUUCAAUCAAAAUGACAUCACACUAUUUGAUGCACCAUCGCCAUUAACGUCAAAUAAACCUUCGAAGAUCCAAACCUUCCACUUUGUACUACCAAACUGUAACUAAUCAAAGAAUGGGAAAAACAUCAAGCAAAGAAUGGACGCGGAUCUACCUCAUCUACGGAAUGGAUCAGUGGCAAACCUUCGUCUUCCUUCUCUGUCAAGCCGUUCUCUUCUCGAUUCUCUCAGUACUCUACCUUCACUACUUCAACCAAAUCUCCACCCUUUUUGAGACCCUUCUCUCCAUCGCCGCUGUACACCGCGGCGCCGCCCGCUUCGUGGCAGGGUUCACCGGCUCCGUCACGGCGCUCUCUGCCCUCUGCCUCUUCUACGCAGCGGCGAACUUUUUCUACUCCGCAGUGCCUCUUCAUUCUGAGAUGGCGCAGCGCAUGGUGGACACCGUCGACGAGUGGUCCACGGUGCGCUUAGCGCUUGACCUUGGCUGCUGCGGACGCGGCAUUUUGCUGAAUGCAUUAGCCGCCCGCCUUAAAAAGGAAGGAGGUUCGGGUCGGGUGAUUGGAUUCAGCGGUCCGAAUAAGGCCAGGUUAGCGGCGACGCUUCGGGCCGCUAAGGUAGAGGGAGUGGAGGAGUAUGUGACAUGCCGCACAGGCGACCCGACCAAACUGCCGUUCUUGGACGGCAGCUUCCACGUUGUGGUGUCCGGGACGUUUUUGCACACGGCGGGAAGGGGGCACAGGGCGGAGGUGGCUGCUGCGGAGAGGGGAAGGGCGAUGGCGGAGGUGGUGAGGGUGUUGAAGGAGGGUGGCGUUGGGGUGGUGUGGGACCUUGUGCACGUGCCGGAGUACGUGCGGCGGUUGCAAGACAUGAAAAUGGAAGACAUAAGAGUGAGCGAGCGCGUGACUGCGUUCAUGGUUAGCAGCCACGUCGUGUCGUUCAGAAAGCCCACUCAACACGUGGAUGGCCCACCUGAGGUUAGGUUGGAUUGGAGAUUCUGCUGACGUGGAUUUUCUCACAUACACACUACUGUCUAUGGAGAGUGAUGUCCUAUAUACAAACAGAACAAAACCAUUUUGUAUUUUUGUCUCAGUUUUUCAUUUUUUUUUCACUAUAAUUC
Molecule: messenger RNA, 1189 nt
Organism: Vigna umbellata (rice bean)
Lineage: Eukaryota; Viridiplantae; Streptophyta; Magnoliopsida; Fabales; Fabaceae
Molecular function (GO): S-adenosylmethionine-dependent methyltransferase activity
Source: RefSeq, a predicted model, not a curated record